AUGUUGGCAUAUGGAGCGCCUGCCGAUUAUGUUGAUGAGUAUGUUCGAAUUGGUGAAACUACCGCUAUUGAAUGUCUAGUCAAUUUCGUUCGAGGAGUGAAUGACAUUUUUGGGACCGAAUAUUUAAGACGACCCAAUGCUGGGGACAUUCGUCGCUUACUUCAAAUGGGGGAGGUGCGUGGUUUUCCAGGCAUGUUGGGAAGCAUUGAUUGUAUGCACUGGGAAUGGAAAAAUUGCCUAGUUGCAUGGAAAUGUCAAUUCACGCGAGGUGAUCACGGCAGACCAACAAUCAUACUCGAAGCAAUUGCGUCACAAGAUCUUUGGAUAUGGCAUGCAUUUUUUGGUGUUUCAGGAUCCAAUAAUGAUCUCAACGUGUUAAAUCAAUCCCCAAUAUUCACUGAUAUCUUACAAGGGCAAGCUCCGAGAGUUGAGUUUACGAUAAAUGGCACACAAUACAACAAGGGGUAUUAUCUAGCAGAUGGUAUCUAUCCAGAGUGGGGUACAUUUGUUAAAACUAUCCUACUGCCUCAAGGAGAGAAAAGAAAAUUAUUUUCCCGAUGCCAAGAAGCGGUACGCAAAGAUGUUGAGCGAGCAUUUGGAGUACUUCAAUCUCGUUUUGCUAUUGUACGAGGACCAGCACAUUUUUGGCAAAGAGAUAUUCUCAAAGAUAUUAUGUAUGCAUGCAUCAUAUUGCACAACAUUAUUGUCGAGGAUGCAUAUGAGAGUUUGUUUGAUUUUAAUUAUGAUGACAGCCCCACCAACACUCAAAUGGUUGAAGUAUUGCAUGAACAUAUUUCUGACUUCCCGACAAUGCUUCAAAGAAAUGCUGAAAUUCGUGAUAGAAACAUUCAUCGCAAUCUUCAUGUAACGACCCAAAUUUGCUAA
Molecule: messenger RNA, 885 nt
Organism: Humulus lupulus (European hop)
Lineage: Eukaryota; Viridiplantae; Streptophyta; Magnoliopsida; Rosales; Cannabaceae
Exons: 1
Coding region: 1-885 (294 amino acids)
Source: RefSeq, a predicted model, not a curated record